AUGGGCAUCUGGACCUCAGGCAAUGGCCUCUUUCUUCAUCUCUGGGGAGCAUAUGUGUCUCCCAGAAGCCUUGGGUGGCUGGAUUUCACCCAACACUUGGGAACCUGCUGUUUGAUUGCUUGCUUUUCUGCAGGCCUCCUGGCUAUGGCCUGCAAUGAAUUCCUAUCCCCCAUUUUUGUCUUCCUCAUAUCCUGGGUGGCCAUGUGCAUCCUUCUGGGCUGCUCCAAACAUGCACGAUGCUUCAUCCUCCUCUUCUUCCUCUCCUGUGGCCUUCGGGAGGGCAGAAAUGCCUUGAUUGCCACAGGCACAGGCAUGAUCAUUUUGGGACACGUGGAGAAUAUUUUCCACAAUUUCAAAGGCCUCCUGGACAGUAUGACUUGCAAUCUCAGGGAAAAGAGUUUUGCCAUCCACAUUCCACUUUUGAAACAAUAUACUGAAGCACUUAAGUGGCUCUACAACCUGGCUGCUCCCUUGAACCUUUUUGAGGACCUGAUCUCUUGGAAUCAAACUUUAGCCAUUUCCCUGUUCAGUCCCAGUCAAACCCUGGAGUCCCAACUCAAUGACACCAAAGGUCAAGUCUUGGGGGCCUGGUACCAGAUGGUGUCAGCCACGGAGGUGCUGUCCACAUUUGGGCGGCGGAUCCUCACCUUGGCAGGGCUAAUGUUGGUUUUCCUCAGCACCGGCCUCUUCUUGAAGAGAUUUUUGGACCCCACAGAGGGGAAGUUUAAAAACAUCUACAUUACUAGGAAGUUUGUUCUGUUUGAUGAGAAGGAGAGACAUCAACAGAAGCCCUCUGUUCUGCCACUGAGCCGGGAGGAAAGGAAGCAGUAUGUGCUCAUCCCAUCCUUCUGGAAGACACCCAAAGAAAGGAAGAGCUUUGGCCUGUUCUUCCUCCCUGUGUUUCCACAUUUCUGCCUCUGGAUGCUGUUUGCAGCCACUGAUUAUCUGCUAUAUUGGCUUCUUGUCUCUGUGGGCACCCAUUUCCACAACCUACCAGCACUUGAUGUUCACUUGAAGCUGUACAGAGAGGAUCAAGGAACUCAAGACCUCAUCCAUGGCUCUUCUUUUAGCAUUUCUCUCUUUGAAUCCCACUGCAUCCCUACCCCAAGGCUCCUUUUCACUAAGACUUGGUUUCCUAUUAGUCUGAUUCUCGCAAUGCUGGUGAUACUGGGCCUCUUGUCUUCCCUCCUAAUGCAACUGAAAAUCCUGGUGUCUGCAGCCUUCUACCCCAGUGUGGAGGAGCGACGCAUGCAAUAUCUGCAUGCAAAGCUGAUGAAGAGAAGACUGAAGCAACCCAGGGGAGAAGACAAAAGGAAGCCGAGUAGCUACUACACAAAGAUUCAUUUUUGGCUCCCAGUCCUGAAAAUCAUUAGGAAGAAAGGAAUGGACACUGAGAGCCAAGUCAGUCCCUCAUGAUCCCUAAAUGACUCCUGAACCACAUGACAGACACCAGCAAUUCUCAUCUAGCCAGAGGUGCUUCCCUGUUUUGCCCACAUGGAAACA
This is a messenger RNA of Suncus etruscus (white-toothed pygmy shrew), 1503 nucleotides long. It is a transcript of the gene DCSTAMP, whose product is annotated as dendrocyte expressed seven transmembrane protein. Gene Ontology annotation, cellular component: membrane. Bases 1 to 1416 code for a protein of 471 amino acids. The transcript has 3 exons. The record is from RefSeq and is a predicted model, not a curated record. NCBI's taxonomy places the organism in Eukaryota, Metazoa, Chordata, Mammalia, Eulipotyphla, Soricidae.